Messenger RNA from Cydia pomonella (codling moth), 8576 nucleotides. Its product is annotated as NFX1-type zinc finger-containing protein 1-like. Gene Ontology annotation, molecular function: zinc ion binding; helicase activity. NCBI's taxonomy places the organism in Eukaryota, Metazoa, Arthropoda, Insecta, Lepidoptera, Tortricidae. Gene Ontology annotation, biological process: regulatory ncRNA-mediated heterochromatin formation. Gene Ontology annotation, cellular component: nuclear RNA-directed RNA polymerase complex; nucleus. The transcript is spliced from 27 exons. Bases 464 to 6583 code for a protein of 2039 amino acids. The record is from RefSeq and is a predicted model, not a curated record.
UAAAUAUUUAAUAAUACAUAUUUUAAUUGGAAUAAUAAAGAGAACAUAUAAAAACUGACGGAUUUCAAUUAACGAAAGGACCAAAUUGUAUUAAGAAACAUGUUGGUAUUUCUGCAUUACAGUCAAUACUUUUCAGGAAAUAAUUCAGAUUGGUCACACUCUUGAAGGAGAGUAUUCGGGGAAUUCAUUCCAUGAGCAAUUGUAGACGAAAGUUGCGCAACCAAGCCAACCAAAGAUAUUUCAACCAAUCAGCUGCAACAAGGGGAGUCUUAGCACAAUUUAUACCAAUCAUAUAUCCCUGCGUGUCUAGAUUAUUUAAGUGCUGAAGUCCUAUGAAGCGCCCAGUUAACCGGUGACGGUGAUAAGACUGACAGAAAUAUUUUGUGAUUUGCAAGAAGAGUACGUAACCGUUUGUUGGAUUUUGCUUUGUUUAUUAGAUCAGAUUAAAAAAGGAGUCACAGAAAUGACCGACUUUGGCGGACCAGGUCCUUCACGACAAGGGCGUGGAGGCAACGAGAAUAAACGUCCAUGGCGGAACAGGUCUCACGACGGCAGGGGACGAGGUGCAGCGCGCGGUGGCCGUGGCCGUGGUACUGGCGCGGCGCGAGGGCAAGUCAACGCUGGCCCUGGAAUUCUCGGGGAAAGGCCUACUCUUAUUUCAGCAACACCUGAACAACAAAAUAUGCUUCAGCAAAUCGUGAAUACGGACGGAUCUCACGGCCACUCAAAGAAUAAUAAUGCUCGCUCCAACCACAAAAACGACAAGGGCCGUGGUAAAAGGGACAGGCCCAUGGGCUUUAAAAUGCUAGAGGAAAUAUCUAAAUCUGAUAGUGUCGACAUAAUUGAAAAGAUUAACCAACAGAAAGCGUACUUCACCCUUUUAUUAAAUACACCUGUCGACAAGAAGAAAAGCGACAUAUUCUUUUUGGUCCUUGAACUCAUUACAAACGUUUGGAAAACUUCCUUCGAGGAAUCUAAGAAGUUGCUUCUCCUGGAUCUAUGCAACACUAAGUUUAUCGACCACUUGCAACUGUACUUGAUGCAGUUACCGUACACCUUGAGCAGGGAGGACAAGUAUUUCAACAAGUACUACUGGACUAGAGAGAAGGAAUUUUGGAGUCAUUUUAUGCAUUUUUGCGAGUGUCUUAUAAACGUGUCGCCGGCGACGGCGGUGCACAAGUGCGGGGCGCUGAUCGAGGCUACGAGCAAGAGCUGUCUGGAGGGCUUGAAGGAGAAGCAAGGAUUCGAGUUGCCAGAGGAAUACACGGCAAGAAUGACGAAAGUUCGGGAAAGUCUAAAAGUCUGCGAUCAGGUACAGAUUCAAAAUCAGAGGAGAUCAGAAGGGAUUGAAGAGGUCGGUGAGCCGCUCGAGAGCUUCCGUGAGCUGAGCGUGCUGCCGUCGGGUACGGAGCUGCUGGAGCGGCGGCCCUUUCUACGGCCCAACGUCGUGGAGGGCGCGUAUGCGGAUGUGGAGCACUACCUAGACGUGCAGUUUCGGCUGCUGCGGGAGGACUGCUUCGGACCGCUGAGAGAAGGAAUACAUCAAUACAUCGAAGAUCCCAGGAGAAGGAAAUAUGAUAACAUACGCGUCUAUCGAAACGUGAAAUUUUUAGAACCAUACGCUUCUAAGCAAAAAAUUGGUUCUAUCGUGUUACUCGAUGAAAACACUAUGAAGAUGUUCAAGAGAGUGAACUGGGCGCAUAGCAAACGGUUCCUGUUUGGUUCCUUGGUGGUCUUCACCAAGGACAAUUGCAAAAGCUUUCUCGUGGGAACCAUUUUGGAACGUGAUGAAAAAUUCUUGAACAAAAGACAGUUACCAGUCAAUAUUGUAAAUUCAGCAAUGGACUCCAACUUAUACAACGACGAUCCAUACAUAAUGAUAGAGUGCGAAGUUUACUUCGAGCCAUACUAUCACGUGCUAAAAGCGCUUCAGGACCCCGGCUUCCCGGAACACUUGGCUAUGAGCAAAUACAUUGUCGAUGUUGAAAAAGUCCCUGAAAAACCAGCAUACCUCACUCCUGGAACCAUUUAUGAAAUUCAAAAUAAAGACCUCGAAGACGUAAAAUUCAUUGUUUUGGAAGAUCACAGCUGGCCCUUGCAAACUGAGCUGAGCUUGAAUAAUACCCAGUAUGAAGCGUAUAAACUGGCGCUCACACACGAGUUCGCCGUGAUUCAGGGCCCGCCGGGCACCGGCAAAACCUACCUCGGUGUCAAAGUCGCGGAAACUCUACUCAAAUACGCACCAUUUCCUAAAAUCAGAUGUUGCAUGCUUGUCAUAUGCUACACUAAUCACGCCCUUGAUCAAUUUCUCGAGGCUCUUUUACCUAUCACCGAGUCUUUGGCACGCAUUGGUGGUAGAUCGAGAAACGAAGCCUUGAAUCGGUUUAAUAUUAAUAAUUUGAGACGUAAAGACAAUAGCAGUUAUUAUCAUGAAAGGAGAAUUGAAUUAAAAGAGCAGAUCAGUGCAUUAGAUCACGCACAAGCUCGUGUCGAUGCCUUGAACUCUGGAGUCUUGAGUUACAAAAGUAUUGUAGCAUACAACGAAGAGUGUAAAAUACUUGAAAACUUGUAUAGAGGGAGACAGAUAAAAGAUGUUUUAAAACAUUGGCUUUUUGAAAAUGUGGAUGAUGUUCAAAUUGAUCCUACAUUAUUAGAACAAGGUGAAAUUGAACAGCCCAAUGAACCCAUAAAUUACAACGUAGAUGUCGACGACGAUAUCUUUGCUAGGGAUGAAAUCGAUUACGAUGAUUUGUAUGACGAUGGUUUUCCGGGAGAAAAACCAGGCUAUGACUCCGUUACUACGUCUUUCUCGUUGCUUGACAAAGAGGAGGAAAUAAAAUCUCUAUUGCGAAGGUUUCAAGAUCUACAAAACAACGGUAGUUCGCGAUAUGAAUUAAGAGAAUUAGAAAACGAGAUAUGUCAUGUGUAUUCAGAAGUGAAACUUUUCAAGGAUAUGUUGGAACACCGGUCCCGAGCUCCAAGGAUUCGCCUAACCAAUGCACUAGAUUUAACUACUGUUCCCCGUGUAGAGCGUUGGUCAUUGUACUUUAAAUGGGCCAACGUAGCCAUGGAGGACGUGAAGAAAAAAAUUAAACAAAUCGAGGAGAGGUUGCGCUCUGUCGCAGUGGCCUAUGAAGAGGCCAGGAUGAUGGUCGACCUGUCCGUACUGAAGAGAACUAGAGUCAUCGGAAUGACCACGAGUGGGGCAGCGAGACUGCGCAAGUUGUUAGCGGAAAUAGCACCUCCAAUAGUGGUGGUAGAGGAAGCUGCAGAAGUCCUGGAGUCGCAUAUAGUAACGUCUCUUACAAAAAGUUGCCAGCACUUGAUUCUCAUAGGUGACCACCAGCAGCUGCGGCCGUCGGCGGCGUACAUGCGGCUGGCGCGGCACUACCAGCUCGAGGUGUCGCUGUUCGAGCGCAUGAUCCGCAACGGCGUGCACAGCCGCCGGCUCGGCGUGCAGCACCGCAUGCGGCCCGAGAUCGCCGCGCUCGUUUCGCCGCACAUCUACCCCGACUUGCAGAACCACCGCUCCGUCGAGGACUUCCCGCCCGUGCGCGGUGUCGCGCACAAUCUUUUCUUCUUUUCGCAUGACUACAAAGAACAGUGCGAAGACGAUAGUUCAAGUCGUACAAACACCCAAGAAGCUGACUUGGUGCUCAGUCUGGCAAAUUACUUGAUGCAGCAAGACUACAAACCCGAAGAAGUCACCAUUCUUGCCGCCUACUCCGGCCAAUUGUUCUACAUGCGAAAACAACGACUACUGUACAAUCAUCUGUCAAACGUGAAGAUCACAGUCCUGGACAACUACCAGGGCGAGGAGUCGAAGAUAAUACUGCUGUCGCUGGUUCGCAACAACGACAACGACAGAAUCGGCUUCCUGGGCACCGAGAACAGGAUCUGCGUCGCCUUGUCCAGGGCUAGAGAAGGUUUCUUUUUAUUUGGAAACAUCGAUUUACUCAAGAGGAAAUCAGAACUAUGGACGAAAAUUGCAGCUACAUUGGAGAAAAAUGGAUCUCUUGGAACAAGUUUGAAGCUAAAAUGUGAUAAUCACAACGGACAAAUUACUACGAUAAAGUCAGUGAGUGAUUUCGUAAAAGUUCCCGAAGGCGGUUGUCUAUUGGAUUGUAAAUACAACUUACCGUGUGGGCAUGCUUGCCCUCGUGUUUGCCACGCAUAUGACUUGGUACAUGCGAAAAUACAAUGCACCAAGGAUUGUGAAAGGAAAAUCUGCCAAAUCGAAGGACACAAAUGCCCGUUCAAAUGCGCCAAAGAGUGCCAGCCGUGCAAGCGGCUCGUGGAGAAGUCGCUUCCUUGCGGCCACAUUAAAGCAGUUGCGUGCUUCAAGGAGCCUGGCGAUCCAUCUAUACAGUGUACAGCGCCGGUCGAUGUCACUUUACCUGAUUGCGGACACCAAGCAACGAAAGAGUGUUACAUGAAGACAUCCGAUGUCAAAUGCCAAGACAAGUGCCCCAACAGCAGACUCAAGUGCGGGCACGCGUGCCGCAGGACGUGUCACGUCAAUGAUGACCCGGACCACGUGCGGUACACUUGCCUGAAGGCGUGCCCGAAGGCGAAGAAAGGCUGCACGGCUAACUUGGAAGGGGACCUCGGCGAACACAAAUGUCUACGUUCAUGUUUCGAAGAGUGUGUUGAAUGCAAUGUCCAGGUUAUCAAGAAGAGGUCUGGUUGUACACACUCGAAGAGAGUGGCUUGUCACGAAGAUGUGAACGCGAAGCAGUGCCGAGAGAAGUGCGCGCGCUCACUGCCUUGCGGCCACUUCUGCAAGAAGCUGUGCUUCGAGAAAUGCGGGGAUUGCAAGCAGAAGACGAAAAAACCCAUCCCAGGCUGCAACCACGAAAUAGUAAUCGAAUGCGGAACAGAGCCAACCCGAGACCUGUGCAGACUGAAAUGCGAACGUGUAAUGGCGUGUGGACACGCCUGUCAAGCGCCGUGCGGCGAGCCGUGUGAUAUGUCCAAGUGUACAGAAAUCACUCCGCGCAGUUUCCCGUCGCCUUGUGGCCAUAACGUGCAGCUGCCUUGUAACGUGUCGCGGCAAGCCUCACAGACAGGAUCUGUAUCAGUGGAGAUGCUGCUCUCUCAGUGUGCGGCGCUUUGCGGUGCCCUGCUCCGCUGCGGGCACGCAUGCGGCGGCUCGUGCUCCGGCUGCCGCCAGGGCCGCCUGCACCGGCCCUGCGCCGCGCGCUGCCACCAGCUCAACAUCUGCGGACACAGAUGCGAGGAGCCAUGCAACCAGGUGUGCCCGCCGUGCCGCCGCAAGUGCGAGGUUAAAUGCCCGCACUCACCCUGCUCCAACCUGUGCGGCGCGCCCUGCACUAUGUGCUCGACACCGUGCAUCCGCUCGUGUGUGCACUCCGUAUGCGUGCACGCAUGCGGCGCGCCGUGCUCGCGCGCACCUUGUUCGGAAGCGUGUGCGCUCGCGCUGGCGUGCGGCCACGCGUGCCGCGGGCUCUGCGGCGAGCCCUGCCCGCCGGCCUGCCGCCUCUGCGACCCCGACGGCUUCCCCACCGACCUGCUUGGCGAUCCCUAUGAAGAUGACGCUAAAUUAAUUCAGCUACAGGAUUGUCCUCACAUUUUUGAUGUCGACACCUUGGAUACUUUAAUGAACAGCAAGGAUGAUACUGUUCAACUCAAGGCAUGCCCUUGGUGCCGUCAACCUAUUGUCAAUACGUAUCGGUACAAAGACUUGAUUAAUAAAUUACUGAAAAACGACAUCAAUCCAAUUAAAGCAAAGGUGUAUGGGACGGACGCCCAGAGAAAAACGAAGAAAUUGGAAAUGCUUCAUAAAGUAAUGGAACUAGCCGCCGCACAUAAGAGAACUUUCUUAGCAAGUAAAGAAUGGAGCAAUGCCUUACAUGUGAUGGUUAAGAUCAUUAAACGCGCGCAAAAUGACAGAAAAAUAUCACUUCUGCAGUUGGAAAUGAACGAUAUAUACAUGAACUUCUUAGAUACUGUCGGGCAAUAUUAUAUGAAGUACAAAGAUGCACAUUUAUCACAACUGGAAAUGGAAAUGACAACUCAAGUGAAACUGCUUUGCAACGUACUCACUACUAAUUCACACAAGAUCAGUGAGCAACAACAACUGGACAUAGAUAAUGAGCUUAAGCGUAUGAAUUCCAUGAUCCAAUUAGCUAAGAUAUUAAGUCACGAAAGCUACAAAUCUUCGAAGACUAACGAGAUUGUGAUGAAUGCCACUGCUGCUGCAAACGACGCUGUUCUGAGUUGGCGCGUAUUUGACGAAAGUAUGGGAGUGGAAUGCUUAAAGAAACUUGAAAAUGCGGUGAAGUUGUCGGGCAUAGCUAGCAGGGAGGAGCGCGCGAUGAUAGUGAGAGCGAUAGGGCUGAGGGCGGGGCACUGGUACAAGUGUCCCAACGGGCACUUCUACUGCAUUGGCGACUGCGGCGGCGCCAUGGAGCUUUCUAGGUGUCCGGACUGCGGCGCGGCGAUCGGCGGCCAGCAGCAUCGGCUGACGGCGGGCAACCAGCACGCCAGGGAGAUGGACGGCUCGCAGUACGCUGCCUGGUCCGAGGAAGCCAACAAUAUGGCGAAUUUCAAUUUUGAUUAGGAUAAGUUUUCACUGUCUAAAACGGCAUGCUGCAUGCUGAAAUGUCGGCUAUUAUUAACCAUGUCAUUAUGAUAAGUAACAAGAACAAAGAGUACCUACCUAAAUUUACUGGAGCUACCUACCUAUAUGUUAACAUUUAAAUUACUAAUGAUUAUUAAAACAAAAUUGCAAAAAACAUGAACAAUUAUAAUGGUGUGGUACCUAUAACCUAGGCCAGGAAUAUAAGGACCUAUUUACGAGUAGGAUGUAACAACAGCCCAAUCAACCUUUGUGCAUUUCGAUCCCCGAUAGACGUGGUGUUCAAAGGGUUACUUAUAGAUGAAUACCCACUAAGAAAUAUGGGUUUUUAGGGUUCCGUAGUCCCUAGGAACCCUUAUAGUUUCGCCAUGUCCGUCUGUCUGUCCGAGUCAGGGCUUAGUUAGGGCUAGAAAGAUGAAAUUUGGCAUGGACAUAUAAAUCAAUAAAGCCGACAAAGUCGUACCAUAAAAUCUAAAAAUUCAAUUUUUUUUUAGGGCGCCUCCCCUACACGUAAAGUGGGGGUGAAUUUUUUUUUGCUUCCACCCUACAGUGUGGGGUAUUGUUGGAAAAGUCUUAAUUAAUAGAGGUCUUCAACAGACAUUUUUUGAUAAUGUUGAAUAUAUUCGGAGGUAAUCACUCCGAAAGAAAAAAAAUGUGUCACCUUCCUCUAACUUUUGAACCAUAGGUCCAAAAAAUAUAAAAAAAAAUCGUGGAAGUAGAGCUUAAGAAAGACAUUAAAUGAAAACUAUAGCGGACAUGGUCAGUUUAGCUGUUUUUGAGUUAUCCCAAAGUAUCCCCUUCAUAGUUAAAAGACGUACGUCCACAGUUAAAUGUUAUUACGACAUUAAAUGGGUUGUUAAAGUUAUUUGGCAUUAUUCAUGUAAAAAUUUGCUUUAAUUUGUCUAAAACAGUUUCAUUGGCUGUAUGAGUAAAGCCGUUGACUAUUGGCAGUUUUAGAACGAAAGAGUAAAAAUUAGAAAGUAAUCCCGCUAAUUUUAUAUUCUUAUUCGUUUACUGCACUUAUGUACGAUGCAUUAUGUCUAGGACUUAUUGUUAUACUUUACUUUUUCAUGCUUUAAUGAACCAAAUCAUUUUAAAAUUACUGCACUUUGCUAAUAUAUGUGUUUUAUAAAUCUAUAUAGCAAUUUAAAUGUUUUUCGCUAUGGGAUAUUUAUCUUUAGACAUGCAAAGUCUCUGAUUGCAAGUAAGUCUGUUACUUUAAUUAGGUAUUGAUAAUGCAAAUUUGCCUAUUUGUUUAACUCGGGUGAAAGGUACCGUUUCAUCCCUUGGUUAACAAUCUACUAUACUUUAAGCUCCAGUUUGGCUUAUUUUGACGGAAGAGUAACUACGGAACCCUAGACUGAGCAUGGCCCGACAUGCUCUUGACGGUUUUUUGUUUCAUGGCGUGAUAGAUACGACCCAGCAGUGGUACCUUAUUUUUAAUGAAUUAUUAAAAAAACGAUUAUUAAAAAAAUCUUGAGUAUCGUUAUCAUGUGUAUAUGAUUCAAAAUAAAUGUUUAUCUGCUUAAAAUUAUGUGACUUAUGUGAGGGGUAGUAAGCCCUUGCUUUGUAUGUCUUAUGUUACAUUAAAUAAAUUGUAUUUUUAAAAUCACAUUAUAAUUAAAUAUGAUUAAUAAUUUUAUUUCAUUGAUAAACAUAAGUAUGACAUUUUAAUGCUUAAAGGAAAAAAGUGGUUGUGACAUAAUCGGACAGACAGACGGACAUGACGAAUCUAUAAGGGUUCCGUUUUUUGCCAUUUGGCUACGGAACCCUAAAAAUCAUUGUAGUGGGCGAAUUUUUACUAUUAUUUCUGGACAUUUUUAUCGAUUGUUCGUUAGCAGACGUCUCUGCUUGAUUAUCAAUUAAUGAAUGUAAAUAAAUUUUAACUAACUUGUAGAUCUGUUGUUUAGUUUCUGCAUUUUCACAUUUAGUAUCUAUGAACCUAAGUUUUAUUAAAUAAAAUUAUCUUUCCCGA